Molecule: messenger RNA, 926 nt
Organism: Acaromyces ingoldii
Lineage: Eukaryota; Fungi; Basidiomycota; Exobasidiomycetes; Exobasidiales; Cryptobasidiaceae
Exons: 1
Coding region: 98-859 (253 amino acids)
Biological process (GO): intrinsic apoptotic signaling pathway
Cellular component (GO): mitochondrion
Source: RefSeq, a predicted model, not a curated record
UGCACAAGGCACUCGCAUUGGUUCUCUCUUCUCACCCCACCUGGCGGUAGCCUACCUGUUCGCGAGCCUUCUCGACUAGGAUAGCUGUGAGACAGCCAUGGCGAGCCUUAUGCGACUCGGCCGUGGCACGCCUAGAGGCCUUGCAAGCCGCCUUAGGGUGCCAUACUCAACCGAAGCGGGGCCUUCUUCGAGCCCACCCGACCCGCCUCGGCCACGCCGGCGGCGGCGGUCAUCGCUCACGCCCGAAGAAGAGGCGUCCCUCUACCGCCAGGGCGGGCCCACCGACCUCGUUGGCCCGCCUGAUCCCAUCUCCAACAUCCGCCCUGUGCUGUAUGCCCGCCUCGUCGCACGCUCCUCCCGGCCUGGCGGUCCCCCGGCUUCCAACGCGAACGCGAGCAACCCCCACCCCUACUCGACGUCCGAGUUCGACAGCCCCUCUGUCGGAAAGGGCAUCUGGGGUCGAUGGGCACAGCAGGUGGGCGAGCGGCUGCAGGAGGCGGAGCUACAGCUGCGACUCGCCAGGAUGAGCGGCGAUGGGCUCACGCAGCGCUUCUGGCGCGACAAUAACCUGCGCUUCGGAAAGGACCUCGAUGAGGCGAGGACGAGGGGCGGCGAGGGCGCCAGGGCAUUGCCAGUGCCGACAUCAAGCACAGGGGAAGAGCAGGCGCUCGAGCUAGCAGACGCAAAGAAGAAGGGGCUCGAAUCCGUCGACUCCAGCUUCUACGCUCAAUGGCUCGACGCCAACGGGCCGCGACAUCGCGCAUACAACGUCCUCGUCUGGAAGCAGGCCGCUUUGGAGGUCAAGCUCGGAGCAAGAGUCGCAUGGCUCCAAUUCCUGCUCCGCAUCGUUGGUCGUUAGAAUCAUUGCACAUUCUCAUGUACUAGUAGCAAAGAAUCAAGAAUGUCGACAUACAGGAGAACGGUGA